GCAUGGAAGGCGACACCACACACCUCCUCAGGCCCGAGGCCGACCCGGAACCAUGUCCCGGACCCGGGAACAUCCAGUUCGACUCAGCGGAUCUAAGGUCCAAAAGGCCCUUCUGCAUCGAGCCCACGAACAUCAUCCGUGCGAAUGACGUCACCCCGAGGGUCAGCGACGAGGCCUCCGCCAUGAACAAGAGGAUCCAGUACUACAGCCGGCUCACCGGCCCCGCGGACAAGGCUCUGCUCGCGCCGGACCAUGUGGUCCCGGGCCCAGAGGAGUGCUACGUGUACAGCCCCCUGGGCUCCGCCUACAGACUGCAGAGCUACACGGAGGGGCACGGGAAGAACACCAGUGUGGUGACCAUCUUCAUGAUCUGGAACACCAUGCUGGGCACGUCCAUACUGAGCAUCCCGUGGGGCAUCAAGCAGGCCGGAUUCACCGCGGGCGCGUGCGUCAUCCUGCUCAUGGGCCUCCUGACGCUGUACUGCUGCUACCGCGUGGUGGAGUCGCGCGCCCUGAUCGCGUCGGUGGACACGGUGGCCUGGGAGUACCCCGACGUCUGCCGGCACUACUUCGGCUCCUUCGGCCAGUGGUCCAGCCUCCUCUUCUCCCUGGUGUCCCUCAUCGGAGCCAUGGUCGUGUACUGGGUCCUCAUGUCCAACUUCCUCUUCAACACCGGGGAGUUCGUCUUCAACUUCGUCCAUCACAUCAACGACACGGAUUCCGCUCUGAGCACCAAUGACAGCAGCCCGGUGAUCUGCCCAGGGCCGGGGAGCGGCCGCCCGGACAACGGCUCGGGGGCCGUCCACGCCAACAGCACGGAGCUGCAGCUGUUCGACACGUGGUGGGACAAGUCCAGGACGGUGCCCUUCUACCUGGUGGGGCUGCUGCUGCCGCUGCUCAACUUCCGGUCGCCCUCCUUCUUCUCCAAGUUCAACGUCCUAGGCACGGUGUCGGUCCUCUACCUGGUGUUCCUCGUCACCCUGAAGGCGGCUCACCUGGGAUUCCACCUGGAGUUUCACUGGUUCACGCCGACAGAGUUCUUUGUGCCAGAGAUAAGAUUUGCGUUCCCACAGUUGACCGGAAUACUCACCCUUGCUUUCUUUAUUCAUAACUGUGUUAUCACACUCUUAAAGAACAACAGGAACCAGGAGAACAACGUGAGGGACCUGUCCAUCGCCUACCUGCUGGUGACGCUGACCUACCUCUACAUCGGAGUCCUGGUUUACGCCUCGUUUCCUUCGCCGCCGCUCCCCAAAGACUGCAUCGCACAGAACUUCCUGGACAACUUCCCCAGCAGUGACAUCCUGUCCUUCAUCGCGAGGAUCUUCCUGCUGUUCCAGAUGAUGACCGUGUACCCGCUCCUGGGCUACCUGGCGCGCGUCCAGCUGCUGGGCCACGUGUUCGGGGACGUCUACCCCAGCGUCUUCCACGUGCUGGUUCUUAACCUGCUGAUCGUGGGAGCCGGAGUGCUCACGGCCUGCUUCUACCCCAACAUCGGCGGGAUCAUCAGGUACUCGGGCGCGGCCUGCGGCCUGGCCUUCGUCUUCGUCUACCCGGCGCUCACCUACAUCCUCGCCCUCCGCCAGGAGGGCCGGCUGACCUGGCCCAGGCUCCUGGCGCACGUGGCCAUCAUCGUGCUGGGCCUGGCCAACCUGAUCGUCCAGUUUUUCCUGUGACGACGCGCCCGCCGGCCCCGAGAGGCCCCCACGGUGCUCCGCAAUCCGGCAGCAGCCCCACGCGGCUCGCUCGGAAACGCUGCCGUGGCCGCAGCUCCCGCUGCAGCUCCCGCUGCAGCUCCCGACACGCCCCUGGGGAACCGGGAACCGGGGAACCGCGACCCGCCCGCUCCCGAGCAGCUGUGGUCAGGACAGGACAGGGGCGAUGCGAGCCGCCCUGGUCCCCGUCCUUCCGGUGGUCCCUCGCCGCUGCCCCCGUCGCUCCCACUGUCUGCUCCUCUCGGGGCGUCGCCCCCGGAAGAGCGAGCCGUGCUUCGCUCCUCGAGCUGAGGUGGGCGGCGUGUUUGCUGCCAUCAAGAUCCUCAGGGUGUCGCA
Phyllostomus discolor (pale spear-nosed bat) is the source of this 2051-nucleotide messenger RNA. It is a transcript of the gene SLC38A9, whose product is annotated as solute carrier family 38 member 9. Gene Ontology annotation, biological process: amino acid transmembrane transport. The transcript is spliced from 14 exons. The record is from RefSeq and is a predicted model, not a curated record. The coding region runs from base 3 to 1676 and encodes 557 amino acids. Lineage: Eukaryota; Metazoa; Chordata; Mammalia; Chiroptera; Phyllostomidae. Gene Ontology annotation, molecular function: amino acid transmembrane transporter activity.